Messenger RNA from Mizuhopecten yessoensis (Yesso scallop), 2780 nucleotides. Its product is annotated as phosphatidylinositol phosphatase PTPRQ-like. Gene Ontology annotation, molecular function: protein binding. The record is from RefSeq and is a predicted model, not a curated record. The transcript has 19 exons. Lineage: Eukaryota; Metazoa; Mollusca; Bivalvia; Pectinida; Pectinidae. The annotation marks the transcript as partial.
AUGCUGGUCUAAGUGUUAAUUGUAAUGGUGAUAUACAAUGUGCUGACUCCAAUGCUGCAUGUAUCCAGGCUGAUGAUGGAGUAAACAAUGUCUGCAGAUGUAACUCAAUGUACUUUGACAGCAAUGGGUAUUCCACUCCUGGAGGCAUGUGUAUUGCAAUGUCCACACUAGCAGUGACUGGUCUAACAUUAACAAAGGAGGGAACAGACACAGUCAACUUAAACUGGACACCUCCAUCAGAAUACACUGACCAGGUCAACAGGUAUGAGGUACACUGGACUCCGUCUGCAACCAUCAAUGGGAACACGUUCUACGACGCUCUAUUUACCACAGCUGUACAGUUAGUGGGGUUCGUACCAGGUCAGACCUAUACCUUCUCUGUCCGCUCUGUGGAGUCUGGAAGUCGUUCAGAGGAACAAUAUCCUGUAACUACAUUUUCAACAACAAUGAAACCAUCUACACCAUCAGGGUUUACAGCGACAGAUGUAGACGGUCCUCAGAUAAUAUUAUCCUGGAACCUUCCUAGGGGUAUUAAAACUAGUUAUGACGUCACAACGACACCGGUACUUAGUCCCACCACCACACCUACAGAAUCUAUAACCUAUACCGCUAAUGUACUAGACGGACAGCGAUACAGCAUCUCUGUAACCACCGUCAGUGGUAGUGAGCGGAGUGAUCCUCUGUUAGCUACAUUCAGGACAGUAUCCAAAACUCCAGAUCCUCCUACGGGAGUUAUUUGUAACUUCAUCACAGAUAAAACCAUCACCCUGACCUGGACAGCUCCAGUGUAUCCGAACGGAGACAUCCAACACUAUGUAGUCAACAGUAUUACAACUAAUGCUAUGUUUCCCACAUCAACAAACCUGACUGAGUUUACAGUUCAUGGACUAAAGCCAGAAACCAGUUAUGUAUUCAGUGUAGCUACAGUCAAUGAUGCAGUGAUGCCAAGUUCCAACCAAAGUCAAUACAGCUCACAGAUGGGAUGCUGGACAAAAGCCGCCAUGUCAUUGGAGCCGAGCAUGUUAGUUGUAUCACAGGAACAGAGUCGACAGUUUACCCUGAACUGGGCCAAGCCUACUAUUACCAAUGGUCAUCUUCGGGGAUACAGACUCAGAGUGUUGGACGGGAGCAUGUGUGUGCAGGAGGUCAUCUUUACUUGUAACAACUGUACAGGGGUAAUGUAUACGGCUUUCUCCUUUAUAUGCCAUGAAGAGGUCAGACAAACAGUAACAAUUUUACCUACAGACUUAGAUAGUUACACCUACACUGUCGGGAACCUUCUACCAUAUAUCAACUACACAGCCAGUGUGGUAGCUGUAAAUGCUGUAGGAGACGGUCACCCUAACACACAGUAUGCCAUGACAGACCAGGAAGUUCCACAGCAUCCUACCACCUUGACAGCUACUGUUGUGAGUAGUACUGAAGUAAAUGUGACCUGGGACAUCAGUGAUCCAAAGCCUGGACCUACCACCUAUACAUUGUAUAUCAUAGCGGUAGCACCGGAGUCAAGUCGUACAGAAUCCAUACCAGGGUUCUCAGUCAGGACACACAAAGUGGUAGGACUACAGGAGUACAGAACUUACACGUUCAAUCUGACAGCUUCUACUGUAAAGGGGACGGCUCUAUUUCAACAGACACUGCCAUCUGCAAAAACACUUGCUGCAGCUCCAGGUGCAGUGAGUAACUUUACGGUAGCUCGCCCCAAUGGACCGGAUUACACAACUAUGAGGGUAUCCUGGGAACUACCAUUGGUAUUGGAGAGAAACAGUGACAUCGUUAAGUUCAUGUUCACACACAACACUACUGGAGGGAAUUUAAAUGCUGAUCCAGAAGAAAUACCGAUAGAUACUAAUGUUAUCACUGUCACAAGAGAUCUGGCAGUUUUACCACAGAGGACCUACUACAUUGAGGUGUAUGCUGUAGGUAAUAACACUGAUGGAGUUGUCUAUAAUGGGUUCAAAAGCUUCAAUACCUAUAUGGCCCCUGCAGGACCCCCACCUUUGGAUGUAGGAGAAACAGUAAUCCCGACCAGCAGUAAUACCAACAUUCAAGCAACACAGACUUCAUUCACACUGACACUUACGGAAGGCUUUUUCUCGAACGACCUAUAUGGCCAUAUAGAAGAUUCCUCUUUGGUGCUGUGUAAAGGUUCCUGUACAAAUCUUGGUGACAUGUCAGAAGCAAAAUCACAUGAUUACUUGACCAACCUAGUUGGUUGGAAAGAUGCUCGUGCAAAUGGUUAUCCAGGCGAAUACAGGGCAAUGUCAAAUUCUGAGUUUACCACAUAUCUCGAUCAAGCAAGUACAUCUGGUCGACGUAAGAGGGCAACCAAAACAUUUGUGGUUGAGAUUGGGACAGGGAAAAACUGUGUAACAUCAACAGAAACCUAUUGUAAUGGACCACUGGAAGCAGGCUCAAUUUAUGUUGUGAAGGCAGUUGUGUGUACUGCAGGAGGUUGUACAUUGUCCUCGCUUUAUGGACCAUAUUCAACAGAGAAAGUUCCAGAACCUGGAACCAACAUUAGUGUCAUCAUUGGCGUUGUCUGUGGGAUUGUGGCUUUCGCCAUCGUGAUUGUCCUUGUCGUUGUCCUUCUAAAGAGGAGGCAAAGUUCCAAACCAAGUACAUACAAGUCUGAUGAAGAUCCGGGAACAGGUUUUCAAGAGAUUGAUAAAAAACACAUCCCUGACAAAAGUUCCAAACCAAGUACAUACAAGUCUGAUGAAGAUCCGGGAACAGGUUUUCAAGAGAUUGAUAAAAAACACAUCCCUGACAAAAGGUGA